Molecule: messenger RNA, 1857 nt
Organism: Alternaria triticimaculans
Lineage: Eukaryota; Fungi; Ascomycota; Dothideomycetes; Pleosporales; Pleosporaceae
Exons: 4
Coding region: 1-1857 (618 amino acids)
Molecular function (GO): oxidoreductase activity, acting on CH-OH group of donors; flavin adenine dinucleotide binding
Source: RefSeq, a predicted model, not a curated record
AUGGCUCCCCUUCGCUCAAUCAUUGCGGCUGUAGCUCUUUGUGCGACGGCGGUCGCCGCAACGUCAAUCGACAACCAAACCUAUGAGUACAUCGUCGUAGGCUCUGGACCUGGCGGCGGACCGCUUGCAUCCAAUCUCGCUAGAGCCGGUCACUCCGUGUUACUUCUUGAAGCCGGGGAUGACCAGACGGAAAACCUCAAUGUAUCAAACUGGCUGAACUUCAACCUGGCCGGCAACGAUCCCGCCACGCGCUGGGACUUCUUCGUGAAGCAUUCCGAUGACGAUGCUAGGGAAGCGAGGUAUUUGCAUCGAACGUGGCGUAAACCAGAUGGAGGGUUCUACGUCGGCAUCGAGCCGCCUCAGGACUCCGAAGCUCUUGGAAUCUAUUAUCCGCGUGCAGGCACUUUGGGUGGCUGUGCGAUGCACAACGGCUGCUUGACCAUGAACCCCAACAAUGCAGACUGGGACGAAAUCGCGCAAAUGACCGGAGAUGACUCAUGGUCGCAUGAGAAUAUGAGGAAGUAUCUCAUCAAGCUCGAAAAGGUGCACUACAACAGCACAUACGAGCAUGGCCAUGACGGCUGGCUCGACAUGACCAUGCUAGACCCAGGCUACACUACCAGUGCGGAUGCCAAACAACUCAGUGAACUCGCUGCAGAGGCCGCCGGCUACUAUGCCUCUUCCGCUUCGACGUUGCUGCAGCGCGAUAUGAAUGGUGCGCAGCCAGAUCGCGACCAGCUCGUUGGACCUUUCGGCGGUGUCAGUCAUAUCAACCCCAAUGGACGCCGGUCGUCUCCGGGGUACUACGCCAGAGAUACUGCAGCUUCUGGCAAAUAUCCGCUGACUAUCUCGCUGGAUACUCUUGCCACGAAGAUAAUCUUCGACAAGGUCUCCCCAGGACCACCUAGAGCAAUCGGUAUUGAGUAUCUGCAGGGCAAGAGCUUGUACAGUGCUGAUCCCCGUUCCAAUCCCGAUGACAAGGGUGUCGCAGGCAAAGUUUUCGCAUCUAAAGAGGUCAUUAUCUCUGGCGGCGCAUUCAACUCACCACAACUGCUUAUGCUUUCUGGGAUUGGCCCGCUUGAUCAACUCACGAAGUUCAAUAUCUCGCCCGUGGUAGAGUUGCCGGGUGUGGGUAGACAGAUGGCCGAUAACUAUGAGGCUGGUAUAUUGUCGCUCGGAAACCGUGCCGUUACUGGUAUGUCAGAGAUCUUCCCCAACUUCUGGAAGACGUCCACUUCGCAACUCGGCAUCCGCGACAUUUACAUGUGGUGUGGUUCUUUCGCGUUCGAAGGCUUCUGGCCAGGCUUUCCCAAUCGCCCUCCGUACUUCAACGAGACCUACGGCCCAUCACAAUACGAGUGCGCAAUGGUCCACAUGAAUCCGCGUUCGCAAGCCGGCACGGUAGAACUCCGAUCCGCUAAUCCGCGCGACAUGCCAGCCAUCAACCUCAACUUCUUCAAAGACGGCGCAGAGGAAGAUCUCCAAGCCAUCUACGAAGGUGUCGAGUGGGUACGUUCCUGGCUGUCAAAAGUGGACCCGUCUGCACCUGAUUCGCUGGCACCCUUCGAAGAGCUCCAUCCUUGCGAAGGUACCAUUGGGAAGCAGAACUGUACGGUCGAGAGUCAGAAGACGUAUAUCAAGGAGCAGGCGUAUAGUCAUCACGCUAGUAGCAGCUGUAGGAUUGGUGCCGAUGGAGAUAAGUUCGCGGUACUAGAUAGUAAAUUCAGAGUAAGGGGAACGAGGGGCCUGCGAGUCGUAGAUGCAAGCGCCUUUCCGAAGGUACCUGGGGGGUUUCCUAUUUUGCCUACUAUGAUGAUUAGCGAGAAGGCUACUGAGGAUAUACUCUCUGGGUUGUAA